CCCCUCCGGCCAUGUGGUCCCCGCCCUGCGCCCUCCCUGCCCCGGCCCCCGCUGAGACCCUCGCGCUGCCCGCAGGUCCCGACGAUGACCCGGACGGCGGCCGCGUGCUGGGCUCUCCUGCUGGUCGCUGCCUCCCUCUGCGACUACGGCGCGGCCAAGGGCGGCCGUGGAGGGGCGCGGGGCAGCGCGCGCGGCGGGCUCCGGGGAGGCGCGCGCGGGGCCUCGCGGGUGCGGGUGCGCCCUGCGCCCCGCUUCUCCGGCUCCUCGGCUCGCUUGGCCGCGGCCGGGGCGGCGGCGGGGGCCGGGGCGGCGGCGGCGGCCGGGCUGGCGGCGGGAGGGGCCUGGCGGCGCGCCCCGGGCCCGGGCCAGCCCGCCCUGCACGACGACGAGGACGCGGGCGCCGGCUGGAACCGGACCGUGUACAGCUACCUGGUGCUGAUCUCGGCCUCCGGACCCGCCGCCGGCCCCAGCCUCGGCCUGCUGCUGGGCAGUGCGCUCGUUGCCCGCGGCCUCCGAGGCCUUUAGCCCCGCCGGCUGGGCCCGAGCAGGCGGUCCGCUGGCCACAGCCGACGAACGGCCGCCCACCCCGGACGCGAGCCUUCCCCAAAGAGCAGGUGUCUCUGGAGCGCCGGUUCAGCACCCUGGAACUGUCCCUGCUGCCGCCCGGAGGAAGCGCCAAGGGUGGGCAGAGCUGAGCCUGGGGCAGGCACGGAGACCGAGCUGGGCAUAAGGCCUGCCCACGCGCAUGGGUUCGCUGUGGAGGGGCGACACACGGCCGGCUGACGAGACAGAAAAGCUGCCCGUGUGGUUCGGGCCCAGAGACCAUAGCAGUGGCAGAAACUGGCACUGGCCUCGUCCUCGGCUGGUAACACCCUG
Messenger RNA from Suncus etruscus (white-toothed pygmy shrew), 876 nucleotides. RefSeq names its product shadow of prion protein (gene SPRN). The transcript has a single exon. Gene Ontology annotation, cellular component: membrane; nucleus. Gene Ontology annotation, molecular function: nucleic acid binding. NCBI's taxonomy places the organism in Eukaryota, Metazoa, Chordata, Mammalia, Eulipotyphla, Soricidae. Bases 85 to 525 code for a protein of 146 amino acids. Gene Ontology annotation, biological process: protein import into nucleus. The record is from RefSeq and is a predicted model, not a curated record.